This is a messenger RNA of Arachis duranensis, 423 nucleotides long. RefSeq names its product protein FAR-RED IMPAIRED RESPONSE 1-like. The record is from RefSeq and is a predicted model, not a curated record. The coding region runs from base 1 to 423 and encodes 140 amino acids. NCBI's taxonomy places the organism in Eukaryota, Viridiplantae, Streptophyta, Magnoliopsida, Fabales, Fabaceae. The transcript has a single exon.
AUGGAUCCUCGACCUAUCACAUGGUGCAGGCGUGAAGCUCGAAUAAAGGUGUACAUUGAUGAUACUAGAGGGCGAUGGUAUGUUGAACAAUUUUGUGAUGACCACAAUCAUACCAUGUUGGAUGCGAGAUUUAUGGGUCUGAUGCGAUCACACAGAUCAGUCAAGGAAGGUAAUUUGCACCAAAUCAAUUCAAUGAGAAAAGCUAGCUUGCGAAUGCCGACAAUAUUCCGCACUUUUGUCAAUCAGUCUGGGGGAUUCAAGACUGUUGAGUUUGAGAUAAAGGAUAUCUAUAACGCAAUAGAGAAGCAAAGGCGGGCGGGCACAACAAAUGCUGAUGCCAGGUUGAAGUUCUUGUCAGGUUUAAGGAGUAAUAAUUGUGGGAUAUUUUGGAAGUACUCGUUGGAUGGUGACAAGAGGCUUUAA